GGAAGCUCAAAGCCCUCGGCUGGUAGAUGGAGUUGCAAGGUCUUCGAGACCCGAGCGCAGGGGCGUGCGAAGAGGAAAAACUUGCGGCAGGAACUUCCUACCGAGGGGAAAGAAAAGCAGGAGAGAAGGAGGCAGGGAGAGACUUGAAAUGUCUCAGUAACUUUAAAAACACACCAAAACACCCCUUGCAAGAGAUGAGGAUGGCAUGCCGCUAUAAAUUCAUUGUUCCACCUCCUCGCAUCUUCACAGCGCUCGCGCUGCUCUCGGCGCUCGCAGCGGCCGACUGGGGAUGACCGCGGUCAGGAAGACACUGCAUCCGAAGGAGCACGGACGCGCCGCUUCACUGGCUCCCCGCAGGCCGCCCCUUGCAUUUUUUGUUUUAAUUUUUAUGGCUUUUUUUCUCUCUUUCUUCCCGUCCUCCUGGUUCCAGUAGAGUCAAGGAAACCCACAAAAUAAGAAAGGAAGUGGGCUCCGGAGCUUGGAACCCCCGCCGCCGGCGGGUCCAGAACAGCAAGGGGCGGGAGGCAGCGCGCACCAGUUGCCCGCCUGGUGCGCGGCACCAUCCUUACUUUUCUUCGUGCCGCGAUAGUGGCUGCACUUGGGGUUGGAUUUAGGUUGUUGUUGUUGUUGUUGUUUUCCCCCUUUCCUCGUAUUUGCGGAACCUCCACAACCCGGCUUUUCUCUUAAUUUUUUCCCUUUUUUCCGGAGCACAAAUCCAAACAUUUUCCAAACCAACAAAGAAAAGUUCGCACGCUGGCACUGAGGCUGGGACAGGCUGGCGCUGCCGCCGGGUCCCCCUCCUUCCGACACUUGACUCAACCUUGCAAGCAAGUGUGUGUGUGCCCCCACCUCCCGCCCUGGUAACUUCCAUAGCGAAUAACAAAUACCCAUAAAGUCCCCGUCGCGCAGCCCCUCCCUGCGGGCAGCGCACUAUGCUGCUCGGGUGGGCGUCCCUGCUGCUGUGCGCGCUCCGCCUGCCCCAGGUCGCGGUCGGCCGCGACGCGGCACCUGCCCAGGAUAAAGCCGGGCAGCCUUGGGCUGCUGCAGCUGCCGCCCAGCCCCGCCAGCGGCAGGGGGAGGAGGCGCAGGAGCGGGCCGAGCCUCCGGGUCACCCGCACCCCCUGGCGCCGCAGCGCAGGAGCAGCGGGCUGGUGCAGAACAUCGACCAGAUCUACUCCGGCGGCGGCAAGGUGGGCUACCUCGUCUACGCGGGCGGCCGGAGGUUCCUGCUGGACCUGGAGCGGGAUGGUUCGGUGGGCGCCGCUGGCUUUGUGCCUUCAGGAAGCGGGCCGAGGGAGACCCGGCGCCACGGGGACCACUGCUUCUACCGCGGUACGGUGGACGGCAGCCCCCGCUCCCUGGCGGUCUUUGACCUCUGCGGUGGUCUCGACGGCUUCUUCGCGGUUAAGCACGCGCGCUACACCCUGAAGCCGCUGUUGCGCGGGCCCUCGGCCGAGGCCGGGCGAGUGUACGGGGAUGGGUCCUCGCGGAUCCUGCACGUCUAUACCCGCGAGGGCUUCAGCUUUGAGGCCUUGCCACCGCGCACUAGCUGCGAGACUCCCGCGUCCCCGCCGGGGCCUCGCGAGCGCCCCCCGGCGCACAGCAGCCCAGACGGACGCUGGGCGCUGGCCCCGCAGUUCCUGGACCAGUCGGCUCCCUCCUCCGACGGAGGCCAGGGACCCCAGACGUGGUGGCGGCGGCGGCGCCGCUCCAUCUCCCGGGCCCGCCAGGUGGAGCUUCUCCUGGUGGCUGACGCGUCCAUGGCGCGCAUGUAUGGUCGGGGCCUGCAGCAUUACCUGCUGACCCUGGCCUCCAUCGCCAACAGGCUGUACAGCCACGCCAGCAUCGAGAACCACAUCCGCCUGGCCGUGGUGAAGGUGGUGGUGCUGGGUGACAAAGACAAGAGCCUGGAGGUGAGCAAGAACGCGGCCACCACGCUCAAGAACUUUUGCAAGUGGCAGCACCAGCACAACCAGCUGGGGGAUGACCACGAGGAGCACUAUGACGCGGCCAUCCUGUUUACGAGAGAGGAUUUAUGUGGGCAUCAUUCAUGUGACACCCUGGGAAUGGCAGACGUCGGGACCAUAUGUUCUCCGGAGCGCAGCUGUGCCGUGAUUGAAGAUGAUGGCCUCCAUGCAGCAUUCACUGUGGCUCACGAAAUUGGACAUCUCCUUGGCCUCUCCCAUGAUGAUUCCAAAUUCUGUGAAGAGAAUUUUGGUUCCACCGAAGAUAAGCGCUUAAUGUCUUCCAUCCUAACCAGCAUCGAUGCAUCCAAGCCCUGGUCCAAGUGCACCUCAGCCACCAUCACAGAAUUCCUGGAUGAUGGCCACGGUAACUGUUUGCUAGAUCUACCACGCAAGCAGAUCCUGGGCCCCGAAGAACUGCCAGGACAGAUGUACGACGCCACGCAGCAGUGCAACCUGACCUUUGGGCCCGAGUACUCCGUGUGCCCCGGCAUGGACGUCUGCGCCCGCCUCUGGUGCGCCGUCGUGCGCCAGGGCCAGAUGGUGUGUCUCACCAAGAAACUGCCAGCUGUGGAGGGGACACCAUGUGGGAAAGGGAGGAUCUGCCUACAGGGCAAGUGUGUGGACAAAACCAAGAAAAAAUAUUAUUCAACAUCAAGCCAUGGCAACUGGGGAUCCUGGGGGUCCUGGGGCCAGUGUUCUCGCUCAUGUGGGGGAGGAGUACAGUUUGCCCAUCGGCACUGCAAUAACCCCGCACCUAGAAACAGUGGCCGUUACUGCACGGGGAAGAGAGCCAUCUACCGCUCCUGCAACGUCAUGCCCUGCCCACCGAACGGUAAAUCUUUUCGUCACGAGCAGUGUGAGGCCAAAAAUGGGUAUCAGUCUGACGCAAAAGGAGUCAAAACAUUUGUGGAAUGGGUUCCCAAAUAUGCAGGCGUCCUGCUGGGGGACGUGUGCAAACUGACCUGCAGAGCUAAGGGCACCGGUUACUACGUGGUGUUUUCUCCAAAGGUGACGGAUGGGACUGAAUGCAGGCCAUACAGUAACUCCGUCUGUGUCCGGGGCAAGUGCGUCCGCACUGGCUGUGACGGUAUCAUCGGCUCGAAGCUGCAGUACGACAAGUGUGCCGUGUGUGGGGGAGACAACUCCAGUUGCACAAAGGUGGUUGGAACUUUCAAUAAAAAAAGUAAGGGUUACACUGACGUGGUGAGGAUCCCCGAAGGCGCAACCCACAUAAAAGUCCGACAGUUCAAAGCCAAAGACCAGUCUCGAUUCACUGCCUACUUAGCCCUGAAGAAGAAAAACGGUGAGUACCUUAUCAAUGGGAAGUACAUGAUCUCCACCUCAGAAACCAUCAUCGACAUCAAUGGAACCGUCAUGAACUACAGUGGUUGGAGCCACAGGGAUGACUUCUUGCACGGGAUGGGCUACUCAGCCACGAAGGAAAUUCUCAUAGUGCAGAUUCUUGCAACCGAUCCAACUAAAGCGUUAGAUGUCCGUUACAGUUUUUUUGUUCCCAAGAAGUCCACCCCAAAAGUCAACUCUGUCACCGGCCAUGGCAGCAAUAAAGUGGGCUCACCCAGUCCACAGCUGCAGUGGGUGACAGGCCCAUGGCUUGCCUGUUCUCGAACCUGUGACACGGGCUGGCACACCAGGACGGUGCAGUGCCAGGACGCCAACCGCAAGUUAGCAAAGGGAUGCCUUCUCUCUCAGAGGCCUUCCGCGUUUAAGCAAUGUUUGCUCAAGAAAUGUUAGCCUGUGGUGAUGAUGUUCUGCAGAGAUAACUGGGCGUCUCAUCACAGAGCAGUCCUGGCCAAUGGUGGUGAUCCAUCGUGGUGAACGAGAGGUCUACGUAAAGCACAGAAAGUCGCACUUCGAUGGCAUUGUCAACUGGAGUCUAAUUAUGGGCAGAAUCUGCUCUCGGUGACCAAAGGAAGAUGUGCACUGUUCCGUGUGAACAGUGGUGACCUUGGAAUCUAAGAAACACUUGGGAGUUAUUGAACAUCCCCUGGGCUACAAGAAUGAAAAAACACUGAUGAAUGUAGAAUCAGGGGACAUUUGAAGAUGGCAGAACACCAGUCUCCCCCUUGUCACCUACCUCUUCUAGAAUGUCUUCAAAGGCAUCAUAAUCAUUAUCAUCCACAAUACACAGUAGCUUAUUUUUACUGUUUGUACAUACAUUCUCCCUUGAUAUGUCACUUUAUAUCACUUGGUUCUAUUAAAAAAUAUGUGUGUGUAUACACACACACACACACACACACACACACACACACAUAUUUCUAUAAAAAAUGUUUGACCAAAGUAGGUCUGCAGCUAUUUCAACUUCUUCUGGUUUCCAGAAAGAGCUGUGGAUGUUUUACUGGAAAUUAAGAACUUGCUGCAGUUUUAACAAGAUUUCGCAUACUUUCAGACUACAGGAGAUCAAAUUUUAGUCAAAAACCAUUUUGACAGCAAGCAUCUUCUGAGAAAUUCUAAGAAGAAAAAGGAUCUCAGUGUAUCUAGUCAUUUAAAUACAUACACGGGUCCAUUUCCUUAAACUUCUGACUGCCUGCAUUUUUUUAGGCAGCCAGCCGAACUGAUGCAUAAUUAGGAUGUAGAAAUAGUGUUUGCGUGUGUGUAUGUUAUGAGUAUUCAAGAGUCUGAAAACUAGUUUCUCACCCUAAAAACUAGUUUCCUCAUGUUAGAAUUUAAGAGGAAAAAAAAACCGUAUUUCACCAUAGUCUCGAUUUAUAUUUUCACACCAAUUUCCCCGUUUGGAAGCUUUCAUCUGAUACCUUAUAUUGUGUAAUAUUCAUACAAAACACACUGCAGAGAGUUUUCUGUUCGCAUCCAAAACCUUCAACACUGGUAUACCUCUUACCAGCAAGCCUUUAAAAUGUGUUUGUUUUUGCUUGUCUGUUUAAGGGUUCUGUAAGACCUACAAUGUUUUGUACUUCUUGUUGACUUAGUUUGAUAGGAGUAUUAAAGAUCACUUUGUAGUUAGCCACAUCUAGAAGUGGUUAUCAUUAAUGUGGCUCAUGCAAAAAAAAAAAAAAUAGUGGUUAGUAUUAAUAAGACUGUUUCCACACCUUACAGGCAAUAAUUCUUUGCAUUUUCUUUUUAAAUCCAAGUUUACUGAUACUGUAACUUAAGAUUUUUCCCAAUUGGAAAGCAUUUGGUUGUACCCCUAAGUGUUUGAGUGAUGAAAUGUGAUGAUUUUUGAGAAGUUUGUCUCUUCUAUUUCUGUAGUCUGUCUAGGUAGGUUGUUAAGUUUGGAUAUUAGAUAUGGAAAAGUUUUACAAUCACAUGCAUAAAAAUCCCUUUUUAAACAGUAAACUGCACCCCUCCACCCCAUAGCUCAGAAAAUCCAAGGUGUUCAAUUUCAUUGGAAUUCCUUUUUCUUUAUGAAAUAUUACAAAGCCAAUUGUUUGUUAUAAAUUUUUAUAAUAAUCAUACCAAAUGUGCCUACUCUUAAAGAUUUGCAUAUAAAGAUGUUAGGGGACCAUUGUUUGAGUUCCCUUAAGCUCACAAGAGUUUAUUUUUAUUAGAAGAUAUUUUUAAUAUAAAAGAAUUAUGUAAUUGAUCUAGCUAUAUCACAUUCAUUUUAGUGGGCGAGGAGAAUGGAUGUCUCGCUGUUUUACCAAUUAUUUGGUAAAACAAAUAAUUGUUCUACAAAACUGAUAAUCAUCCUUUGGCUUUUCAUAGACUGUCUUUGCUUUAGACGUGGUCAUUUUUCUUAAUAAAUUAUUAAUUAGGGAAAUGAGGCCCAUAUAGAACUUUUGGCCUCCAUACAUUUGAUGGAGGUCACCAGAUAAAAGGCAGACGGAAGGAAGCUAGUCAAAUCAGUCAGAAGAAAAAUUUUAAAUUACACCAACUAUUUAACUAUUCCGAGAGAAUUAAUAGUGAGGCCAACGUUACUUUUUCCCAAUUUUUGAAAUAAUUUUUAUCAAUUAACUCAAUUCUGAUAAAGUUUAUUUUUAUCUUUUGUGGCUAUAUUCACAGCAACAUUAAGAAAUAACUGAAGGGCAAACAUGCUUGUCUCCUACUCUGCUCCUCUCUACUGUAUUCAUAGAGGUUUUUAGCAUGACCUAUCAUUAUUUUCCCGCAUAUAAAGAAGUUUUACACUUCUCAAUGAAACAAGUCUAGAGAGCUUAAAAGGAAUAAACCACUAUUCCAUGCUUUUAAGGAGUUUUCUUUAGUUUUUUCAUAUGAGUAUCAAUAGAUUGACUGAGGAAUGUAUGUCUAUCUAAACUCCUGAGAAAAACUAUAUAGACUAGAAACUGAAAUUCAGAGAAAUGGAGUGUUCAGUAGAUACAAAGAAUGAUAAAGGGAAAAUCCUCCAUAAUGAAAUCUAGUUCAGUCCAGUUGGAUGUUGGACUAUUCAUUUCACCUUUACAGACUUGCAUCGUGAAAAGAAGUCUGAGAUUCAUGAUGCUGAGGCUCCUUCCUUGGGGAAAAAAAAAAAAAAAGUUUGUCUGAAAAUGCUCAGGUUAGUAAGAAUCUAAUCCCACAAAACGAAACACUCCAGAUUAAGUUUCACUGAAAAAAGGGAGCCCAGAGGAAAACAGCAUUUCUUUCUUCUGGAACAGAAAAGGCCAAAUUAAGCCCUGCCUUGUUGUUUAAAGGUUUAAGGGUGUUAUUUUGAUCUAUUCAGUCAAUUCAACUUCCUUUGCCUUCCUGUGGAAACAGUUUUAUCCCAUUAAACUAAGAAUUAAGGGAUUUAUCACAAACAAAAAUAAAGUUGCAGCACUGAAAAAAAGUAAUUUAUUGUUUUUGCGACUGGUAUGUGAAUUUGUGUGAUAAAAAUAUUUAUUCUUAUUUAACAAAAAUAUGUGCAAAUUCUAUAUUUAAAAUGUUUUGCUGUUGUCCUACUUUUAAUUUAUGCUUCAUGUUUGUGUAUAAAGUACACUUUGUGAGUUUACAUAAUAUACAGCACUGGUUGCUUUCGUAUUUUUUUACAGAAGGCUUUCUGCGUGAAACAGGCAUAUAUGUUUAUAUUCUCCACGUAUCCUUAUUCUGAUAAUAUACUUUUCCUUUCUAAGGAAGUUUUAAAUUUAAUCUUUCUUAACUAGUAGUGUUCAUUACUUGUAGUUACAUUAAUCAGUCUUUUGGGUUUCAUUAAUACUAAUUUUUCUAAGUCACAGAUAAGAAAAACACUUAUUCAAGCAACUAAGGUCUAAUUCUAAACUUGAUAUAUAGAUAGCCUGGAAGCUUCCCAUAGAAGCUAAGACACAGUUGAAAAUCAGGUCCAUUCAUUUCACUGAUAAACCGGGACAAGGAGCUGUUGAUGUAUUAUAUGAAAUUUGUAUACAUACAACUUCCCAAGAGACACUGAUGAUAAUAAAACCAAAUAUUGUCCUUUGCUGCUUUAAAAACACUCUUUAAAAGUUAAAAUCAUUUAGUCUCUAGUACUGGUAGGAUUCGAUAGUGAGAGUAAACAAAUUGAAUUUAAGUUUUUCAAAUAUUAGUAGUCAUGGAUAGUUCUGUGACUAUGGGGUCUCCAUUUGAUAGAGUGUGACUUUGUACUACUACUAAUGAAUUUCAUAGAGUGCAAAUAGGACUUGGGACAAGCAGGGACACCUUUGAUCACAUCAGCUUGCCUCUGACUAGGAUUUCAGUCUGGUCACAGCAAAAAGGCAAAGCACCCUUGGAUAUACAAUUGACCAGAUCAAUCUCUGGUUCUGACAUUCCCCCCCUUGACUCCUUCCUUAGUAACAAGGUCAUUGUAAUGGUUUAUGUGAGCACAACAACCAGAUUCAGUGAAGUCCAGAACCCGUGUAUGACUUAAGAGUUCACUUUUUUUGUGAAGUAAGAUUGAAAUUUAUAAUGGCCAAAUUUUGCUAAUAGUUUAUGGCUGAGGAUUGGUGACUAUUACUAAUCUAUUUAUAAUUAAACUUGAGGUGAUAAAAAAUCCCUUAUAUUUUUUAACAUUUCAAAGUUAGUGAAUGAAUAACCAUGAGUACAGAAAUGAUUAUCCAAAUUUAUCAUAGAACCAAGGUCAGGGUCAAGGUAAUCUAUUACUUAGAAACACAAAAAGGAACUUGUAUAUUUUCUCUAUUUAUCAUUUUUCUUAUUUGCCAACAACCUGUAGUUUUAGACUGUCAAACAGGUAGAUCAAUUUAGCUAAUUAGUCCACUGAAAAAAAAAUCUUCCUAAUAAUCUCCCUGCCAGCAUGAACUAGAGAAAUACUUCUCAAGUUAUAGGAUCACGAAACAUAUGUCUAUAAUGUAUAAUUAUCUUCUAGUCCAUUAACAUAUGGGAACAUAUUGAAACAAGAACCGAUUGCAUUAGUGAGACAAAAAUGCAAAUAUACCUUAUGUUCAGAUCACAAAAGUAUUCGAUCUGCCAGAUGUCUUUCUGGUGCAGUGAUACCAUAAUUCUCAAUGAAGACUUUGUGGGAGAAAAAAUAAAAACAUGUUGUUAGAAGUUGUUGGUUUUAAAAGAGACUAAGCCUGAAAUGUACAUAUUAGUUAACCCAGUUAAUUGCACCUUCUUAAUAUAGUAGCACUUUAGCAAUAACUUGGCUACCUGUGGUUCUGAUCCUGGAGCUCCACCAACUGGUCCAUGUGGACUGCUAGAGGUCAAAUGAAAAACCAAAUGGCCCACCAUCUUAAGGCAUGGCCACAUCAGAGUGAUCCAAAGUCUAACACUGUGAGGAAAACUGUGAUUUGUAAAUAAAGCAGCAUUCUUUUUUCUUUUUUCAUUUUCUUUUAGCACAUCCAAUGAACAACUGUAAUUUUUAUCAAGGUGCUAAUAUCUUCAGCGAUCAACUGUCAAGUGUGGGAUUUGUGAGUUACUAUUUUAUUCUACAUGAUUUUUCAAUUUGCAAAAGAGAACUCAGUUUUGGGUCAAGGCA
This is a messenger RNA of Zalophus californianus (California sea lion), 8799 nucleotides long. It is a transcript of the gene ADAMTS5, whose product is annotated as ADAM metallopeptidase with thrombospondin type 1 motif 5. Gene Ontology annotation, molecular function: zinc ion binding; metalloendopeptidase activity. The coding region runs from base 933 to 3719 and encodes 928 amino acids. The transcript is spliced from 9 exons. Gene Ontology annotation, biological process: extracellular matrix organization; proteolysis. The record is from RefSeq and is a predicted model, not a curated record. Lineage: Eukaryota; Metazoa; Chordata; Mammalia; Carnivora; Otariidae.